AUGCGUCAUUUAUCAACCACAUCUUACACUAUCAUGAACACCGGUACUACAACAGAGGUGGCAUCCAACGAAAUUCAUGUUUUACGCUUGCCAGCUGAAAUUCGACGACUCCGUGAAAGGAUCCAAAAUUACCGACCUGGUAAUUGGACGAUCAGAGAUGCAGGGUCUAGCUUCGAAAAACCAUCCAAGGUUAAACUAGGUGUCUUCGGAGUGCAAGACUCAGGCAAGAGUGCCUUUCUCAACUCUCUUCGCUUUGCCUACAAAGGUGUAUGGGAGCAGAUCUACAUCGAGAGCAAUACGUUAGGGCAAGGAGGGGAGACUAUAUUCCGAGACCCUGCUAUACUUACCGAUCAGGUUACAACUUUCGAUACACGUGGACUAUCGGAUAUGGGUUAUCACAAAGUUUGGGAUGUAAUGUAUGAAAUCACUGGAAACCGAGGAAUCGACACUCGUUCUUGGACAGCUGGAGAAAGGAUCGACUGUCCCAUCUUCAUCCUUAAAUACAACUCUGCUACUGGAAUACAGCAUUGUCGUGAAUUCAUAUCGUCACUUGUAACAGAAAUCAGGCAAGAGUUCGGCUCGUAUCCGAUCAUGGUUGUGACCUUCGCUAACAGCAUCUUGAACCAGGAAGAGAUCGUUGGCGACAUCACCAGAGCUGGUAUGGAGAAGAACAGUCUAUUCUUCAUUGAGAACUACACAGCUUCGAACCACGAGAUGGAUUCUAAGAAACACAUUGCUCUUCUCAAGAUCCUGGAAGCCUGUAUCAAGAGAGCCGAUGAUAACAUCACGUUCCACUUUCGAAAAGAGAAGGAGCCACUGCCCAGAGGGAAAUGUGAGAUAAUGUAGAGAUAUCGCACAUCAAGCCGGGUGAAUGAAUUUUUACACAAUGAGUACAUACGU
Molecule: messenger RNA, 900 nt
Organism: Lytechinus variegatus (green sea urchin)
Lineage: Eukaryota; Metazoa; Echinodermata; Echinoidea; Temnopleuroida; Toxopneustidae
Exons: 6
Coding region: 1-846 (281 amino acids)
Source: RefSeq, a predicted model, not a curated record